Bacidia gigantensis is the source of this 951-nucleotide messenger RNA. RefSeq lists its product as uncharacterized. The transcript has 2 exons. NCBI's taxonomy places the organism in Eukaryota, Fungi, Ascomycota, Lecanoromycetes, Lecanorales, Ramalinaceae. The record is from RefSeq and is a predicted model, not a curated record. The coding region runs from base 1 to 951 and encodes 316 amino acids.
AUGGCAAAUCUCUUUUCGAUAACACUUGUCAAUGUUCUCUCUAUUCUAUCACUUGUCAAUGCACUACCGCAGCUCCAGUCGAGAAACCCCUUAGCCACCCGAGAUGAUAUACCACCUAUUCCACCACGUCCUGAUAACGUCGGCAAAGAAACUUUUCAUGGGAGUCAAUUUCAAUUCUUUGACCAGCACGGUUUCGUUGCUGGGUCUCCGGGUGUGGAAGCCGCACCAGUCUUUCUAUUUUCCAGAACCCAGAAGAUAUAUGAUCCUUGCUACCCUGAGAGCGCUGUCGUGAUAGGCUCCAAUCCACCAAAGCCGAAUCCCGGUACAGAUGGUGACAAAGGGACAGCAAGCGUGAACCCUGGUGCUGACUGCACUAAUCCUGGGACUUACAACGGUGCAUAUACCCUCGGCAAUCCCUUCCCCGUCUACGUUGGUGCCGCAUACUGUGGCGAUACAUGGCGUGUAAACUACGAUCUAUACUAUGUGCACGAUGGCGUUAUGCUGGAGGGCCACAAGCACGAUUGGGAAGGCGCCACAGUAGUCUUCAAAAAAGACCCCAGUGGCGCAGACUGGUGGUAUCGCGACAGCAUCAUUGACAACGAGCAUGGCUGGAAAAACCACUACGGCUGGGGCGACAUCAUCACCGUCAACGUUGACACGGGAGAGUUCACCGAUGUCAAAGACGAGACAGUCGGCAAGCGUCUCAACCAUCCUAAAGUCUAUGUUGGAUUUUUCUCCCACUCUGCUUUUCCUGACAAGGAUACCAGUCGCCAGACCAUCACGGCUACGAAGGACAAGUCUAUUGCGGACGACGAGUAUCGUAGCAAUGACUGGUGGAGACUCCCACGUGGAGGCGACAUGCAUCUUUGGUCUGAAAUCAACAAGGAUUGGAAGUAUGGAGAUGCGGACAGCACGCCACCGUCAAAUCACGACAACAUGUGCGGAUGGUAA